Molecule: messenger RNA, 729 nt
Organism: Phycodurus eques (leafy seadragon)
Lineage: Eukaryota; Metazoa; Chordata; Actinopteri; Syngnathiformes; Syngnathidae
Gene: folr
Product: folate receptor
Exons: 4
Coding region: 1-729 (242 amino acids)
Cellular component (GO): external side of plasma membrane
Molecular function (GO): signaling receptor activity
Source: RefSeq, a predicted model, not a curated record
AUGUGGGUUGUUUUUCUGGUCUUACUGCUCGCCAUUUCCAGGGGCUCUCUGUCUCAGGACAAACUUAAUAUGUGUAUGGAUGCCAAACACCACAAAGUAAAGCCUGGCCCAGAGGGAAAACUUUACCUUCAGUGUGUCCCGUGGGGUGAAAAUGCAUGUUGCACAGCAAAUACCUCUGUUGAAGCUCACGACGACAACUCCUAUCUAUACAACUUCAACUGGAACCAUUGUGGCGCAAUGAGUCCUAAGUGCAAGAAGCACUUCGUCCAAGACACUUGCUUCUAUGAAUGCUCACCACACCUGGGGCCCUGGAUACAAGCGGUAGAUCAGUCCUGGCGCAAAGAGCGAAUCUUGAAUGUACCUCUGUGCAUGGAGGACUGCCAUGACUGGUGGGAGGACUGCAAAAAUGAAAUGACAUGUAAGACUAACUGGCACAAAGGAUGGGACUGGAGUUCAGGUAUUAACAAUUGCCCAGAAGGCAGCAAGUGCAGAAAGUGGACUGAUAUGUACCCAACGCCCAAAUCCAUGUGUGAAGAAAUCUGGUCUAAAUCCUAUCUUUAUACUACACACUCCAAAACAUCAGGGCGGUGCAUGCAGCUCUGGUUCACUGGGCCAAACCCCAACACGAAGGUAGCUGAGUAUUACAUUAACAAUGCUCGGCAACACCGUAGUUUUUCAGUCGCGUCGCUGCUCUUCCUGGCUACAUCGUCUCUUUCUGCACUGACCUAA